Messenger RNA from Hippoglossus stenolepis (Pacific halibut), 4505 nucleotides. It is a transcript of the gene slc25a38b, whose product is annotated as solute carrier family 25 member 38b. Gene Ontology annotation, molecular function: glycine transmembrane transporter activity. Bases 1477 to 2298 code for a protein of 273 amino acids. Lineage: Eukaryota; Metazoa; Chordata; Actinopteri; Pleuronectiformes; Pleuronectidae. The record is from RefSeq and is a predicted model, not a curated record. Gene Ontology annotation, biological process: glycine import into mitochondrion. The transcript has 7 exons. Gene Ontology annotation, cellular component: mitochondrial inner membrane; mitochondrion.
GAAUGAACACUAAGUUAAAGUGUGUGUGUGCGUGUGCGUGCGUGCGUCAUGUAAUUGUCCUGCUCUUUGAUUUCACAACAUUGACCUAACAUGUCACAAGCAAUAUGACAAAGUUCCAGUCUGUGAGAACAUUUCAAAUUGUCUCAGUGUUGACCGACCCUUGUUAAGACCAAAGGAGAAAAUCAGCCUUCUAACUGGUUGCUGGUGACAUUUGGUUGAGACCAGAGACUGUAAAUAUAGAUGGACGACGCGUCUCCACUUCCUCCCACUUUCCAGAAAUGAAGCAGAAAUAUGUCGGAGAAGAUGUUGACAUCGUGAGCCAGAGUCGUCUGUGCAGUAGCCGGGUCGAGGUGAUUCACGCAGGCGACCAAUUGAGAGUCAGUCUCAGCUUGUAAUCGUGUUGUUUCACCCAGUUUCUAUAGCAUCAAAUAACUUAUUAAAACCAAACUUACUGGAAGAGGGAGCACUUGAACAAACAGGAGGCUGUUAUGGAAAGUUAGGGUCGAUCUUUCUGAAUCGUUGGUUCACCCAGCCAUGCACGCUAGAAGCUACUGUCCACAGUGGCAGUGAUCAUUUGUUCUCAAAGUUUAAUUUUGUUUAUUCUCAUAGGAUAUUUUGGUGUUAAGGUGCCACAGUUGUGCAAAGAUUAGCCCUGUCGCCUCAUGGCAAGAAGGUUCUUGGUUUGAAUCCCAGCUCAGACGUGGUUUUCCUGUUAGAAGUUGCAUGUUUUCCCAGUGUCUGCGAUUGUGACCAUCAAAGGACAAGUUGUACAGAUACUGGAUAGAUGGAGUUUGGAGUUUGGAUCAGAUAUAACAGUGAGGAACUUGAACCCUCUUAUCACCUCACAGAGUUACAUGACUGCCAGCUGAUUUUUAGAUGGCUACUUAACUUCUGCACAUAGACUCCUGCUAGAUACAUGUUCAGUGACCCAUAUUUAAAGCGCCACACACUCACUCACACACAGACACAGCCACUUUAUGACUCAUGCCGUUUGACAAAGAUGUAAUUUAGCAGUGAGCUUUGCGGGGAGGGGGGUCGCUGAAAUACAGAUGUGUGAGUGUGUCUCUGAAAGAUAAAGAUAGAAGGCCAUAGAAAACGCUGGCUAGAUUAAGCUUGGCUUGGCUGCAAAAUGUUGGGGGGGGAGGAGAAGCCGGAGAAAGCCAUUGUGGGUUGGCAGGAGAGGGGAGAGCGGAAGAGAGAGGGGAGAGGGAAGGUUGUGAGAGAGAUGGAGGUUUAUUUUGUAUUAUGCUAUUUGUAACAGCAGCCUCAUGCAGAUAGGGAGUUGAAAGAGGGCAAAAUGCAGGAAAAACAGGAUUCUCCGAGCCAAGCCACAAGCAUCCUGGGAAAGCCAUUUCUUUCCCCUGUCACUUCUCUCCUUUAUGUCCCCUCUCUUUCCAUCCCUCUCUGUCUCCCUCCUCCCUCGUCCCUCUGUCUGUCCGACCUCGUCCUCAGGCUCACCCGGCUCUCAAAGCCUUUAUGUGUGGCUCUCUCAGUGGCACCUGCUCAACGCUGCUCUUCCAGCCUUUGGAUCUGGUGAAGACACGUCUCCAGACUCUGCAGAACAAUGCCAAGCCGGGGGCUCCAAAGGUUGGGAUGUUUAGUGUUUUCGUCAAUAUUAUUAGGACGGAGAAUUUCUUCAGUCUGUGGAAGGGGGUUACACCAUCAUUUGUGCGCUGCAUCCCGGGGGUCGGCAUUUAUUUUAGCACCUUCUACUCCCUGAAGCAGCACUUCUUCUUGGACCACGCACCCAACGCUGGUGAGGCUGUUCUUCUCGGCGCAGGCGCCAGAGCUGUGGCUGGCGUCUGCAUGCUGCCAUUCACUGUCAUCAAGACACGCUUUGAGAGUGGCUGCUACAACUAUGUGAGUGUGGUCAUGGCUCUGAGGACUGUGUAUGAAACAGAGGGAUUCAGGACUCUGUUCUCGGGGCUGACGGCCACGCUGCUCCGAGACGCUCCAUUCUCUGGCAUUUACGUCAUGUUCUACAGCCAGGCCAAGAAGGCUCUGCCGCAAGAGGUUUCAUCGUCGCCCUAUGCUCCGCUGGCGAACUUCAGCUGUGGAGUUGUGGCAGGUGUCCUGGCGUCGCUGGUCACACAGCCUGCAGAUGUGGUGAAGACCCACAUUCAAGUUAGCACGUCUCACUGGAGCACGGCAGAUGCUAUUCGCUACAUCUACAAGGAGCACGGCAUGGGUGGUUUUUUUCGUGGAGCCGUACCCAGGUCUCUGCGGCGCACUCUGAUGGCUGCUAUGGCUUGGACUGUCUAUGAGCAGUUGAUGGCUCAGAUGGGUCUCAAGUCCUGAAGAGCAACGGUGCUGACACCAAAAAAAAAAAGAUUGAAUAUAAGUGGACGAUAAUCUAUUUUCUCACUGAAAGACACACGUGCAAGAGGAAAAGGCAGCCGAGCUUAUAGGAUUUAAGCAGAGGAACCAGGUGGAUAGAGGUCUGAAAAAAGAGUGCAAGUGCCAUGUGUGUGGGCGUGUAUGUAUGUAUGUAUGAGUGUGUGUGUGUGUGUGUGUGUGUGUGUGUGUGUGUGUGUCUGUGUGUCUGUGUGUGUUGUUAUUUAAAUGUUUAAAUGUGAAAAUGUGCCUGUUGGUGUUGGUGUGUGUGUAAGUUUGUAAUAUUGCAAUAAUACACCUGACACACUCUUACAUCAGUCCUGGACUGAAGUGACACUCCGUGCUGUAAAGUGAACUUAUUCCUCAUCUUACAAUUUAUGCCUGGACACCCUGAGGACCAGCCACCACUCAAGAGAUGCCCUUGACAGAGGGCCUGUAUUCCUGCUCGACAACAAAGUUGCUUUGGACAAGGUGUUUGAAGAAACCUCCAAGACAAACAGGACAUUCAGCAGGCUGGUGCACUGUGCCUCUGUGGAGGUAACCAAAAACAAAGCACUGCAGAGAAAGAGAUGACCUCUGGUUUCUGCCAUAUUUAUGAAACUUAAGAUUGAGCAAUGUUUCUCAUUUGCCAAUAGAUCUUAAUUGACAAGUGGAUUUAAGGGGGAAAUGUGUUUGUUCCAGGCUCAGACAAUCACAAGUUCUAAUACAGUUAGAAUAUGCUAAGCAAAUCUGCAUUAACUUCAACAAUCACAAUAAAGCCUUUGUUGCCAUAUUACUCAAACCUACGCUAAAUUAAUUUAUACACAACUGUGGUAUACUUUUAAAAGUAAUAACAGUCACACCUGUAGCUAAAAUAUAUUCAGACCUGUGUGGGCCUCUCAGUCUCAUCAGGAUUUUGUGUUUUUUUAAAUGUUUUUAAUAUAAUUUUUUUUUUUAGGAUUACUAAGGUACCCUGUGGAGGUUCUGACCACUAGUAGCGCUGUGGAGCAGCUUUUUAUGAAUCCCAUUUUAUUGUGUAUUGUGCUCUCAGCAGGAGCAACACCGCACUUAGUCACGCUGCCGUGUUCACGCUAUUCUUAUAGACAGUUUGCAUCAGUCAUGUCCAUCUUAAAAUACAGUCUAUGGUUCAAAGCCUGUUCUGUUAAAGUCAGAUUUACACUAUUUUGCUCUUGCAAAGGAAAAGAAGAUGACAACAAACGUGUUUAAAUUUUCAUAAGGGUUUACUUAGCAAAUGUGGUUGGAAAUGCAUUAAACACGUUUGUCAGACAAUUGGUAACAAAAACUGAAAGAAGAAAACUCCAGAGGGCACCUUCAAUCAAAGAGUUUAUGUUUGCUCUUUUAUAAGUUCAAUUCUUUUCUACAAAUUUCAGAUGUUGAAGUCAGUUACCUCCUGUGCAUAUAUCUGGGACAUUACACUUGCAAGUGAAGCAUUGCUUAAUCAUUUUGCUAAUGGUUUUAUAAAAAUGACACAGCAUUCAUAUCCAUAUAGUGUUGAAGAGACAUGGGUCCUGUCACCUUCUUCCUUCUUUCUGGCUUCUUUCGAAAUAAUUGACUACAAACAGAAUUAUUGGUUGUAGACAACGAAGGCCAUAUUUUUAUGUUGAUUGUACAGUGUAUGAUUUCUUUGAUGUUUAUUAGUGUUGAUAUGAGCAAAAGAUAGGUUAUAUAUUGCAAAUAUAAAACUUUAUAGAGACAAUACCAAAUGGUGGAUAUUUCAUUGUGUGAAUAAAAUGGAGGCACCCAACGCACUGUGAUAUAACAGGGAAACUUGUGCAGCAUAAAAAUAUUAAAAAACAACACUGGAAAGGUCUAAUGGCAUUCAAAGGCUCAGUAUAUUCAGACUGAGCCUUUGCUUGUCUCCAGAAUAGAUGUGAGGCGAUGCAGUUUAUUUUUUUUUAUGUGAAAGUUAAUGCAGUGUGACAGGAUUGAUUUCUAAAUUCCUGUGUUUGCUGUGUAGCAUAAUCGUUGUAUCUAACUGCUCUACAUGUGCCAUACUUCUCACAUUAAUGUUUUACCUCGUGGAUUAUCCUCAUCAUUGCACCACUCCUCAUUAUCGUCUUUUUCUUGUGACAAUGUCGCACAUGGUUAUUGUGAUUGUAGAUACUUGGAUAUUUGUUUCCUAUGCCUGGAUUUUAACGUCAAUAAACGUUACCCUUGCUUUUCUUUUCAAA